AAAUUCGUAUAAAUAUUCCGAAUCUACCAAUUCGUAUAAAUACCUCUCCGAACUCGUCUGUUACCUUGUUCAACACUCAAAACCUAUGAGUCUUUUUCCUCUUUGAGCAAUACACACAACCAAUGUAUCGUUUUCCUCUUUUUCCUCUUCUGGGCAGCAUUGUAAUGUAGUCAAGUUUCAUUCUUUUACUUUUUGGUUUCUGGGAAUUGUUUCAAACCUUCAAUCUUUUUUUUUGUUCUUCUAUGGAUUUCAAGUUUCGUGCUGUCUACAACAGUUCACAACCACCGCCGUACCCUCCUUCCUCCGUCUUUCACGAGCGGUUACUGGAAGGGGCCGGUGGUUUUCCGAUGAUGAGUGCGGAAGAGGUGGAGAAGAAGCGGAUAUGUGAGGAGAUGGCGCGGGCUCGGGCUCGCCGGCGGAAGUUGGAGGAGGAGUUGAGGAGGGAGCUGGUGUUUGAGAGAGAGAUGGGAAUCCCAGUUCAUAUGAGUUUGGAACCACCACCAAGGCCACAAACUCCUAUUAUGGACCAUGCUGAAAUCAAACAGAACACUAACCAAAAUCAACUGCAGUUAUUCUCAUCUCAGGAGCGAGUGAAUCUGCGGCUGAACCCUAAAUCGAACCUUGCAAUUGAGGAUACGGCGCAACCUCGUAUCAUAGACCCUGCUGAAAUCAAACCAACUAAUAACCAAGUAGAAGUUAUCCCGCUGGAGCGAGUGAAUCUGCGAUGGAACCCCAAAUCGAGCCUGGAUGCUAUUGAGGAUAUUCCACAACCUCGUAUAAUGAACCCUUCUGAAAUCAAACCAACUAAUAACUCAGAUCAAGUUAUCCCGCUGGAGCGAGUGAAUCAGCAGUUGAACCCCAAAUUGAACCAGGUUGCAAUUGAGGAUAUGCCACAACCUGGUAUUAUGGACCCUGCUGAAAUCAAACCGGCUAGUCUCCAAGAUGAACGUAUCAUGCGGGAGCGAGUGCAUCUGCGGUUGGAUCCGAAAUCAAACCUGGUUCCAAUUGAGGACAUGCCACAACCUCGUUUUAUGGACCCUGCUGAGAUCAACCAAUAUGAAGUUAUUCCGCCGGAGCGAGUGCAUCUGCGGUUGGAUCCGAAAUCAAACCUGGUUCCAAUUGAGGACAUGCCACAACCUCGUUUUAUGGACCCUGCUGAGAUCAACCAAGAUGAAGUUAUUCCGCCGGCUAAGCCAGAUACUGAUCUCUAUGAUGCAAAGCGAAAAGCCGAGGCACCUGCUGUUAAUGAUUCCCAAAUUUGUUUGAUUCAAAAACCCAAGAAGGAGUGGGCAUGCAUGCUAUGUAGAGUCACUGCUUCCGAUGAGAACAGUUUGAAUGUGCACCUAAAUGGUAAGAAGCACAAGGCCAAGGAAGCUGCACUGGAAGCUGAGAAGAUUAUCAAGAGCUCAUUUUCAUUACUGUCACCAACGAAGAAUGUGAAGUCGACUGAAACUAUCAACACCACAACUUCAGGGUUGAAUGCAAAAGCAGAUAUCAAGACACAUCAAGCCUUGGGAGGGGAAGACUCGACUCAGCAAAAUAACCUAGAUGAAGUUAUCGUGCAGGCUAAGCCAGACACUGAUCUUUAUGAUGCAAAGCAAAAAGCCGAGGCACCUGCUGUUAAUGAUUCCCAAAUUUUUUUGAUUCAAAAACCCAAGAAGGAGUGGGGAUGCAUGCUAUGUGGAGUCACUGCCUCCGAUGAGAACAGUUUGAAUGUGCACCUAAAUGGUAAGAAGCACAAGGCCAAGGAAGCUGCACUGGAAGCUGAGAAGAUUGUCAAGAGCACAUUUUCAUUACUGUCACCAACGAAGAAUGUGAAGUCGACUGAAACUAUCAACACCACAACUUCAGGGUUGAAUGCAAAAGCAGAUAUCAAGACACAUCAAGCCUUGGGAGGGAAAGACAUGACACAGCAAAAUAACCUAGAUGAAGUUAUCGUGCUGGCUAAGCCAGACACUGAUCUUUAUGAUGCAAAGCGAAAAGCCGAAGCACCUGCUGUUAAUGAUUCCCAAAUUUGUUUGAUUAAAAAACCCAAGAAGGAGUGGGGAUGCAUGCUAUGUGGAGUCACUGCCUUCGAUGAGAACAGUUUGAAUGUGCAUCUAAAUGGUAAGAAGCACAAGGCCAAGGAAGCUGCACUGGAAGCUGAGAAGAUUGUCAAGAGCACAUUUUCAUUACUGUCACCACCGAAGAAUUUGAAGUCGACUGAUACUAUCAUCACCACAACUUCAGGGUUGAAUGCAAAAGAAGAUAUCAAGACACAUAAAGCCUCAGGAGAGGAUGACAUGACUCAGCAAAAUAACCUAGAUGAAGUUAUCGUGCAGGUUAAGCCAGACACCGAUCUUUAUGAUGCAAAGCGAAAAGCCGAAGCACCUGCUGUUAAUGAUUCCCAAAUUUAUUUGAUUAAAAAACCCAAGAAGGAGUGGGGAUGCAUGCUAUGUGGAGUCACUGCCUUCGAUGAGAAUAGUUUGAAUGUGCACCUAAAUGGUAAGAAGCACAAGGCCAAGGAAGCUGCACUGGAAGCUGAGAAGAUUGUCAAGAGCACAUUUUCAUUACUGUCACCAACGAAGAAUUUGAAGUCGACUGAUACUAUCAUCACCACAACUUCAGGGUUGAAUGCAAAAGAAGAUAUCAAGACACAUCAAGCCUUGGGAGGGGAAGACAUGACUCAGCAAAAUAACCUAAAUGAAGUUAUCGUGCAGGCUAAGCCAGACACUGAUCUUUAUGAUGCAAAGCGAAAAGCCGAGGCUCCUGCUGUUAAUGAUUCCCAAUUUGGUUUGAUUAAAAAACCCAAGGAGUGGGGAUGCAUGCUAUGUGGAGUCACUGCCCCCGAUGAGAACAGUUUAAAUUUGCACCUAAAUGGUAAGAAGCACAAGACCAAGGAAGCUGCACUGGAAGCUGAGAAGAUUGUCAUGAGCACAUUUUCAUUACUGUCACUAACGAAGAAUUUGAAGUCGACUGAUACUAUCAUCACCACAACUUCAGGGUUGAAUGCAAAAGAAGAUAUCAAGACACAUCAAGCCUUGGGAGGGGAAGACAUGACUCAGCAAAAUGUUGAUUCAAGUGCAGCUGAAGCUAACAAAGAGGAGCAGGUAGUACAGAAAAGCCAAAACAUUGGUGUUUCUGAGAUCAAUGAAGUAACAACUGAGGAAGCUGAUAAAACAAACGCGUUCGUAGGGAGGGAGAUGAAGUUCUGGGGAUGCAAGCUAUGUGGAGUCACUGCCACCGAUGCGAGCAGUUUGAAUGCGCACCUGUUUGGUAGGAAGCACAAGGCCAGGGAAGCUGCACUGGGAGCUGAGAAGACCGUUAGGAGCACCACUUCAUCACUGUCAGCGAUGAAGAAUGUCAAGUCAACUGAAACUAUCAUUAAUACAACUUCAGGGUUGGAUGCAAAAGCCUGGGGAGGGGAAGACGAGUCUCAGAAAAAUGUUGAUUCAAGUGCAGUGGAUGCUAACAAAGAGGAGCAGGUAGUUCAGAAAAGCCAAAACAUUGGUGUUUCUGAGAUCAAUGAAGUAACAACUGAAGAAGCUGGGAAAACAAACGCGUUGGUGGGGAGGAAGAGGGAGUUAUGGUGUGACAUUUGUGGAAUUAGUGCUACCUCUCAACUUCAGAUGGAAGACCACAAAAAAGGGAGCAAACAUCGUAGACGAAUGGAGCUCACAUCCUAUGCAGAUAAAUUUUUAUGAUCAGAAUAAGUCCAUCCAGUUGCUGGUUCAAGAGAAAGAUAGAGCGAGUGAAGGACUAUGAGCACAUGCUAGGUGCUGCAAAUACUGGACUUUAAAGAAUUCUUCGAUUGUGAUACAUUAUUAUCAUAUGUAGUAUGUUGGCUCACCCCAACUUCAUAUGUCCUUGUUUGUUUAAUUUAGUCCUCAGUGACUCUACCUUAGGAAUGGUUUGGUUUCAUUUCCA
This is a messenger RNA of Lotus japonicus, 3906 nucleotides long. RefSeq lists its product as uncharacterized. NCBI's taxonomy places the organism in Eukaryota, Viridiplantae, Streptophyta, Magnoliopsida, Fabales, Fabaceae. The record is from RefSeq and is a predicted model, not a curated record. The coding region runs from base 243 to 3683 and encodes 1146 amino acids. The transcript has 12 exons. Gene Ontology annotation, molecular function: nucleic acid binding; zinc ion binding.